Molecule: messenger RNA, 4828 nt
Organism: Chroicocephalus ridibundus (black-headed gull)
Lineage: Eukaryota; Metazoa; Chordata; Aves; Charadriiformes; Laridae
Gene: GABPB1
Product: GA binding protein transcription factor subunit beta 1
Exons: 9
Coding region: 2028-3179 (383 amino acids)
Biological process (GO): positive regulation of transcription by RNA polymerase II
Cellular component (GO): nucleus
Molecular function (GO): protein binding; transcription cis-regulatory region binding
Source: RefSeq, a predicted model, not a curated record
ACAGCGUUGCAGUUCAUUUCAUCAGCAUAGAUGUGGUCAGUGGGUUCUGAAUAGGUGUAGUUAUUAAAUGUACAUACUGUAAUUUAAUUAGCCUACUUAUGUUGUCUAACAGACGUCAAGUCUUGUUAUCAAGGCUAUCUUUUUGUCUGCUGGAGAAAGACAGGUAAACACAAAAGGCAGCUCUUCCCGUGAGGGUGGUUGGACGCUGGAACAAGGAGUGGUGGGAUGUUCAUCCACAGAGACAUUCAGAACUCAACGGGACAGAGCCCUGCACAGCCUGAGCCUGUUGGGCCAGCUCUGACUGGAGGGAAGGCUCAACUAGGUGACCUUGAGAGGUCCCCUACAGCCUCAAUUGUUCUGUAAUUCCAAAAGGAGACUCCAUUAGUUCCUUCUGUCUACUCUUGUUUAAAACAAAAAUAAAUACAAGGAGAAUGAAUUGUUGUCUUUCUGAAGUAGUUCCGAACUUCAGUAUUUUGCAUUAAGUUCCAGUUAAGUUCCAGCUUUCCUCUUGCUUCUGAGGACCUUCAUGUGAUGGUAUUAGAUCACUCGAAAAAGUGCGUGUGUGUCUGUGUGUGCUUUUUUCCCCUCUUAAAUCGGGCUCCCUGUGCCCCUUUCUCCCACCAAAAAAAAACGGAUGCCAUAUAAAGAGAGUGCUGUAUUCCUCCAUUUCACUGCUGCAGUUGCCAAGUGCCCUCUCUGUCCUAUAAAGGGACACAAUCCUAGUGUCUCCCUUUAGCUGGGAUAAUAGAUUUUCUCUUAUUCAUGUUUCUCUUUUGCUCUUUUUCUUUAUGGAAGAGAGUCAGCUGUUGACCCUUCCUCUGCAUCUGACUCUGUGCUCCUUUUUUCCUUCCUUUUCCCAUUGUCAGUAUUUGUCCUGCCCUGCCACCUUCCUGCUUCUCUUCCCUUUUCUGGCUAGAGACAAAUCAAUGUGUCCAUAUGUACUGGAAGGAUGGACAUAAAUGGAAUAUUAUCUUGGUGAAGGGGAUAUUGCUGCCUGCAGUCAGUUCUGUAGACAAAGAGGUAAUCUGCUCCAGUUCAUGGCUCUACUGAUACAUGUUGGAGCUCUCCAUUUGCACUAUUCCUGUCUUCCUUUCUAGUUUCUUCCAAAGUCGAUAGCUUUCAGCUUAUUGAGCAAUAUACCAAACAGAUUUUGCCAGUUGAGCCAAGUGCAGAAAACUUUCUAAAUAUGUUGGUUUUGUGAUAGCGGCGUAUGUUUAAGAAAAGAGAUUAAAAUGUGAUCCUAUAGGUAUUUCUUUUUGAACUGAUAUACUCUAACUUUUUGUAGGAAAUUGGUAGCAUAGCCAAUUAUUAGUAAUACAGGCUGAACUGUGCUUGUGACAGGAAACCAAACUGAUGAAAGUAAUUCCAUUUUUAGCAUCUUGGUAGUGGAAAACAUAGGUAUAGGACUAAGACGGUAAUGAGAUAUUUUGGGUAGUAGCAUGAGUUAAGGUUUAGUUAGCAAGUAUGGAAAUAGAGUGAGUUUAAAAAGAUGUGUUACUAGGAAUCCUUUGAUGCAAUGGAAACAGAUAGGUGUCAUUUGUCUACAUAUAGUUUUGCAUGCUCUUAUUAUAUGGAAUGUUGAGUGUUGUAAAAGGGACGUUAUCUAAAGAUGAUGUGGAAGUUCUUCAGCUAGUAUCGCAGUCAUGCCUCAAUCAAAAUUUUGCACUUAACAUGUUUUUAGCAACUGUAGACAGUUGAAGCAGGUAGUAAUGUUUGUUUUCAGGCAGACAUUUUAUUUCAUGUAUCUGAUGCAAAUAGUACAAUAAUACAUGUCUGUUGUGUUGUUUUGUAUCUAGGAAUACAGAAAUUGUAUUUUAGGGUGAACAAAAUGAAGUGAUAGUGAUGGACAAGAUGUCAGAAAGGUGUUGUGUUUCAUAUCUAUCUAAAUGUGUUUACAUAGUGGUACCUCUUAAAUACGUAUGGGCAUUCUGGAUAGGUGAAUGCAGUGCCUUUGGGCAUGUGACAUAGCAGCCGUGAUGUAGUACCAUUUGAAACCUGCACAAAGCUGCAGAAGGCUGCAGCAUCAGAUGUCACUAGUAGAUUUGGGAAAGAAACUUUUAGAAGCUGCACGAGCAGGUCAGGAUGACGAAGUUCGCAUUUUGAUGGCAAAUGGAGCACCUUUUACCACAGAUUGGUUGGGAACAUCUCCACUUCAUCUAGCAGCACAGUACGGACACUACUCAACAACAGAAGUGUUGCUGCGAGCAGGUGUAAGUCGGGAUGCCAGAACCAAAGUUGACAGAACUCCGUUACAUAUGGCAGCAUCAGAAGGCCAUGCCAGCAUAGUGGAAGUCUUACUUAAGCACGGUGCUGAUGUCAAUGCGAAGGACAUGCUCAAAAUGACUGCACUUCACUGGGCUACUGAACAUAACCACCAAGAAGUUGUAGAACUCUUAAUCAAGUAUGGAGCAGAUGUUCAUGCUCAGAGUAAAUUUUGCAAAACGGCAUUAGAUAUCGCAGUAGACAAUGGAAAUGAAGACCUUGCAGAAAUACUACAGAUUGCAAUGCAGAACCAAAUCAAUACGAAUCCAGAGAGUCCGGACACUGUGACGAUACACGCAGCAACACCACAGUUCAUCAUUGGACCUGGAGGGGUGGUGAACCUAACAGAUGAAACAGGAGUGUCCGCUGUACAGUUUGGAAAUUCAUCAACGUCAGUAUUAGCCACAUUGGCAGCUUUAGCAGAAGCAUCAGCUCCACUGUCUAAUUCUUCAGAAACACCAGUUGUGGCCACAGAAGAAGUUGUGACUGCGGAAUCUGUGGAUGGUGCUAUUCAGCAAGUUGUCAGUUCUGGAGGUCAGCAAGUUAUUACUAUAGUUACAGACGGCAUUCAGCUUGGAAAUCUGCAUUCGAUUCCAACCAGUGGAAUAGGGCAGCCAAUCAUUGUGACCAUGCCAGAUGGACAGCAAGUAUUAACAGUUCCAGCAACAGACAUUGCUGAAGAAACUGUGAUAAGUGAAGAACCACCAGUGAAGAGACAGUGCAUUGAGAUUGUUGAAAAUCGCGUGGAGUCUGCAGAAAUAGAAGAAAGAGAAACUCUUCAGAAACAGCUGGAUGAGGCAAACAGAGAAGCACAAAAAUACCGUCAGCAGCUUCUAAAGAAAGAACAAGAAGCAGAGGCCUAUCGGCAGAAGUUAGAGGCAAUGAACCGCCUCCAGACUAAUAAAGAAGCAGUUUAAUAAAAAAUGAACAUACUGCAAAGCCUGUUACUUUCAAAAACCUGCAGUACAAUCUUGAACUGUACGCUAUAUAGGUACAGCCACAGGAUUACAUGAUAGAGAAGAUGCUACAAGUUGAUAACUGGACUUAAGCCGUGAGCUCUGAUGAAUUUCUUGUAACAUAAAAACUCUGAAUUUAGAAAUUGUGAAAAGUAUUUAAAAUGAAAUACUGUAAAUAGUUGUUUUUUUUACAGUUUCAAAAUGAGUUGAUAAAUCUUUUUGAAGGGAUCCAGAAACAUGAGAAGCCAAUGUUUUUGUGAAAUUUUUGAUUUUAGUAUGAAUCUAACUUCUGAAAAACAGAACAGUUUUAAGGGUGAUGUUGUUGAUUUAAGCUGACAACUUGAAAAUUAAUUAUGUGGCAAAAUGAGUUAACAGUUAUUUCUACACGGUAACAACGUAAACUUCUCUGAAUAAGACAUUUCCAGGUGGAAAUCUUUGUACAGCUUUAAAUAGUUGUCUCAGAUUCUCUGAAAACCAUUUUUGGUUUGGUUUUUUUUUUUUAUUUUAGGCGGUGAAAUUUUUAUAUUUAAUUUCAGAUAUAUCCAAGUAGAUUUACAUGUAUAUGAAGCUAAUAUUUUUUAAACUUUUCAGUUUGUACAUAUGCUGCAUGUUUUUAUAAUUUCUACACGUACAUCUUGCAUAGGUAUUUUUCAGCAAAGACGAGAAAAAUUAUGAGAAAAAUGUUUAGCCUAUAGGUCAUUUGAAGUAAGCUAGCAGCCAGUUUUAUUGUGGAUGGUAUAUUUCUUGGAAGAAUGUAAUUUGUAAUUAAAAAGAACAAAAAAUAUCUUAAUUUACAUAUUAGAGGCAAUUUAAAAUUUGGUAGUGGAGGCAUUGAAACUUCACUUUGUGCGUCUUACAAUUUUUCUGUACAAACAUUUUAAAGUUCAGUAACAAAUAGAAACGAAUGUCUCCACUGGAACACAAAUAGUAGUUCUUUUAGAAUAUUCCUAUUGAUCUGUUUUCCCCAAUAGCCUUGAAAUUAUUUCAGUGAUACAUUUUUUCUAAACGGACUUUUGCAUUUUAAUUAUGCAAUUGGACAAUAAUUUUUUAUGUUGUAGUGAUGCUCUUCUUACCUGGCAUCAUUGUUCUUCACUGUGAUACCGUGUUUGUGUGCGUCUGUGCAGUGAUCUAUUAUGCUUAGGAUUUAUAUAGCACGUUACAUCUUCAGAGCAUUGUAAAAUCUUUUAAAGAGCCCUUACUGUACUGCCUGAGGCAGGUAAGUGAGUGUUAUUGUCUCAAUUUUAUAACUGGUAUAAGCGCAACACAGGGAGUGUUAAAUGACUGGCCCAAGACCACGUGAAUCUGUGGUAGACCUGGGAAUGGGUCUCGGAAGUUUCUGGCUUCUAGUCCUGUGCUUAGACUGAGCUGCCUUAAGACUGUUCAGUGCUGUGUUACAUUAAAUUUUGAACUACUGUGCAGAUUCCUUUUUUUGUAAGAUAAAACUCUUUGUGCUUUGCUUUGUUGUUCCAUGUUUCACUGCUUUUAUGGAAUUGUUUAUAUAAACUUAAGCAAAAAGUCUAGUUUACCUAUACUGUACACAGAAGAAUUACCCUUAAAACUGUACUCUGGCCUACUUUUUCUAUUUUACAAUUAAAUAUCUUUUCCACAUA